Messenger RNA from Linderina pennispora, 1221 nucleotides. Its product is annotated as Dehydroquinate synthase-like protein. Gene Ontology annotation, cellular component: mitochondrion. The transcript has 5 exons. The coding region runs from base 1 to 1221 and encodes 406 amino acids. The record is from RefSeq and is a predicted model, not a curated record. Gene Ontology annotation, molecular function: alcohol dehydrogenase (NAD+) activity; metal ion binding. Lineage: Eukaryota; Fungi; Kickxellomycota; Kickxellomycetes; Kickxellales; Kickxellaceae.
AUGGUGGGCAGCUCAUGUUCCUGCCCGGCGCACUCUACCGUUGGACACACGCACAUCCACGGCCCGCACUGCUCGCACUCACGCCACGCUUCGGCAGCGCUGCCCAAGCCCGAGUACGCUUUCGAGAUGGCCACCAGCACCGUGCGUGUCGGUACAGGAGUGACUCAGGAAAUUGGCAUGGACCUUGCCAACCUGAAGUCCAAGCGCGUCAUGGUGUUCACAGACCCUAACAUCUUCAAGCUGCACCCACUCAAGGCAACAGUGUUCAAGGAUGUGCGCGUGGAGCCGUCCGACAAGAGUUUCAAAGAGGCAAUUGAUGCAGCGCGCAAGUACAACCCCGAUGCCAUCGUCGCGGUAGGCGGCGGGUCGACUAUUGACACGGCCAAGGCAGCAAAUCUGUACUCGGUGUUCAGAGACGCCGACUUCUUGGACUUCGUCAAUGCACCCAUUGGCAAGGGCAGAGCAGUAGACCGCCCACUGCUGCCACUCAUUGCGGUGCCGACCACAGCGGCGCGAAUCUUUGAUCUGAAAGAGAAGAAGGCAAAGACCGGAAUUGCCGACCGUGCACUGAAGCCGCUGCUUGGGCUCAUUGACCCGCUCAACACACGCAGCAUGCCCGCCCAGGUGCCAAUUCCCUACCACAUGCGGGGCGAGGCGCCAGCCAAUCCCCUACAGCGUCCUGCUUACCAGGGCUCGAACCCGAUCAGCGACAUCUGGUCGUCCAAGGCGCUGCGCAUGGUGGUGGAGGCCCUGCCACGCUCGGUUGCCAACCCCGACGAUCUUGAGGCCCAGGAGGCCAUGACGCUUGCUGCUGCCUAUGCCGGCAUCGGAUUCGGCAACGGCGGCGUCCACCUUAUGCACGGCUGCAGCUACGGCAUUUCCGGCCUGAACAAGUCCGUGGCGGUGACCAGCCCGGCGGUGGCCGAGUUCACCGGUGCCAUGUUCCCGGAGCGGCAUAUGGAAAUCGCACAAGUCCUUGGCGCCGACGUCACCAACGCCAAGCUUGAGGAUGCGGGCAAGAUCAUGGCUGAUGCGCUGCGUCGGUUCCUGCAAGGCCUGGGCGUGCCUAACGGUAUCUCGGCGUUUGGGUACUCGUCGUCAGACAUCGGUGCCUUGGUUGAGAGCAUUUUGCCGCAGCACCGCGUGCUGAAGCUGUCGCCGCGCCAGACCGGCGCUGAGCAGAUCGCUACGAUCCUCGAGAGAUCGCUCAAGAACUACUAA